Messenger RNA from Dromaius novaehollandiae (emu), 1772 nucleotides. It is a transcript of the gene ATP5F1B, whose product is annotated as ATP synthase F1 subunit beta. Gene Ontology annotation, molecular function: ATP binding; proton-transporting ATP synthase activity, rotational mechanism; ATP hydrolysis activity. Bases 67 to 1659 code for a protein of 530 amino acids. The transcript has 10 exons. Gene Ontology annotation, biological process: proton motive force-driven mitochondrial ATP synthesis; proton transmembrane transport. The record is from RefSeq and is a predicted model, not a curated record. Lineage: Eukaryota; Metazoa; Chordata; Aves; Casuariiformes; Dromaiidae.
CGGAGGCCCCGCCCUGCGGUGGGCUGUUGCGAGGAGGGCGGGGCGCGGGGCUCAGUCGGCGCCGCCAUGUUGGGGCUCGCGGGUCGCCGCUCGGCCGCCGCCGCCGCCUGCCCGCUGCUCCGCGGCCUCGGGGCCGCGCUGGGCCGCGACCUCCCGCCGCUGCUCCUCGGCCGCGCGGCCGGUCCGGCCGCCGCCGCGCGACGCGACUAUGCAGCCCAGCCGGCCCCCGCCGCCAAGGCAGGCUCCGCCACCGGCCGCAUCGUGGCCGUCAUCGGCGCCGUGGUGGACGUGCAGUUCGACGAGGGGCUGCCCCCCAUCCUCAACGCCCUGGAGGUGCAGGGCAGGGAGACCCGCCUGGUGCUGGAGGUGGCGCAGCACCUGGGGGAGAACACCGUGCGCACAAUCGCCAUGGAUGGGACAGAAGGCCUGGUGAGGGGACAGAAGGUGCUGGACUCCGGUGCGCCCAUCCGUAUCCCUGUUGGCCCUGAGACCCUGGGCAGGAUCAUGAAUGUCAUCGGGGAGCCUAUCGAUGAGAGAGGCCCCAUCACAACCAAACAGUUUGCUGCUAUCCAUGCUGAAGCCCCCGAGUUCGUGGAGAUGAGCGUCGAACAGGAGAUCCUGGUUACGGGCAUUAAGGUGGUGGACCUGCUGGCCCCCUACGCCAAGGGUGGCAAAAUCGGUUUGUUUGGCGGUGCUGGUGUCGGCAAGACAGUGCUGAUCAUGGAACUGAUCAACAACGUGGCAAAAGCUCACGGCGGUUACUCAGUGUUCGCUGGCGUGGGGGAGCGAACCCGUGAAGGCAACGACUUGUACCACGAGAUGAUUGAGUCUGGGGUCAUCAACCUGAAAGAUACCACUUCCAAGGUCGCUCUGGUCUAUGGGCAGAUGAACGAGCCCCCGGGUGCCCGCGCCAGAGUGGCUCUGACUGGAUUGACGGUGGCUGAAUACUUCAGGGACCAGGAGGGUCAGGACGUGCUGCUCUUCAUCGACAAUAUCUUCCGCUUCACCCAGGCUGGCUCGGAGGUGUCGGCCUUGCUGGGCAGAAUCCCCUCCGCUGUGGGCUACCAGCCCACGCUGGCGACCGACAUGGGUACCAUGCAGGAGAGAAUCACGACCACGCGCAAGGGCUCCAUCACCUCUGUGCAGGCCAUCUACGUGCCCGCCGACGACUUGACUGACCCUGCCCCUGCCACCACCUUCGCCCACCUGGAUGCCACGACGGUGCUGUCCCGCGCCAUUGCCGAGCUGGGCAUCUACCCUGCCGUGGACCCGCUGGACUCCACCUCCCGGAUCAUGGACCCCAACAUCGUGGGGCCCGAGCACUAUGACGUGGCCCGCGGUGUGCAGAAGAUCCUGCAGGACUACAAGUCCCUGCAGGACAUCAUUGCCAUCCUGGGCAUGGACGAGCUGUCUGAAGAGGACAAGCUGACAGUGGCCCGCGCGCGCAAGAUCCAGCGCUUCUUGUCCCAGCCCUUCCAGGUGGCCGAGGUCUUCACCGGCCACCUGGGCAAACUGGUGCCCCUGAAGGAGACCAUCAAGGGCUUCAAGCAGAUCCUGGCAGGCGAGUACGAUCACCUCCCCGAGCAGGCCUUCUACAUGGUGGGGCCCAUCGAGGAAGCGGUGGCCAAGGCGGAGAAGCUGGCCGAAGAGCACGUGUGAGCAGCGCCCGCCCGAGCUGGUCUCCCCCCCCUCCCUCCCGCCUGGCUCCCUCCGGGGGGGGCCUGUGUCCAGAGUAUUUAAAGUUUCCAAUAAAACAUUGGCGAAAAUGUGAA